ACUAAGAAAAUAGAGUACUCUGUUAAAGCUAGAACAUGGCUACCAUGGCAGUAGAAGCAGAGAUGAAAUGGGUGGCAUGGUCGCAGCUAGUGUUGGCAAUGGUGGUGGUGCAAGUCUUCUCAACAGGGCUACAGCUUCUUAGUCGGGUCAUUCUGACUAAUGGAACCUUCGUCUUUGCACUCACAACCUAUCGUUUUGUGGUUGCAACUCUCUGUGUUGCUCCUCUUGCUCUAUACUUCGAAAGAGGUGAUGUAAUGAAGUUGAAGACGUUUACUAUUUGGCUAUGGCUAUUCCUCAAUUCAACAAUAAUAGAGGAAUUGAGAUUGGCAAGCAAUGCUAGCAAGGCGAAGACAACAGGUGUGUUCUUGUGUGUAGAAGGAGCCUUUAUUACUACUCUUUAUAAAGGAAAAGCAUUCCAUUUCUACAUAUCUCAGCAUAUCACUCAUUAUCCUUUUGCUAUGCCCAUUGGAGUCAAGACUAAUUGGAUACAUGGAACUUUGUUCCUUAUAGGAAGUUGCUUCUGCUAUGCUACCUUUUAUCUAAUGCAGGUCAAGGUGAAAGAAGUUUCUCUGUCAAAGUAUUGGACGACAAUGAUAACAUGCACCAUAGCAUCUGCACAAUCAACCGUUGUAGGGGAUGCUAGCUACUACAACAACGUACUGCUUACUUAUAUGGGCAAUUUCAAAACGAGGACCGAGUUAUCCCCUUAUGUUCAAUCCCUUGGGGUUGGUUUUUGUAGUGAUAUUAGAGGCCCUCCUUCUAGGAGCAGAGAUCCGUCUUAGGGCAUAAGUAUGAUUUUGUAGUUUUCCAAAUCAUCCUAGUUGAUUUAAUAUUAAUGGUUUUUGUAUGAUAUCAGGAUAUUAGGAAUGAUAUUGAUAAUACUGGGAUUAUACUCAUUUGUGUGGGGCAAAAAUAAGGAGAUGGAAAUAAGAGCUUGCCUCCAAUAAUGAGUAGUUGAUGAA
Messenger RNA from Rubroshorea leprosula, 962 nucleotides. Lineage: Eukaryota; Viridiplantae; Streptophyta; Magnoliopsida; Malvales; Dipterocarpaceae. The record is from the annotation of a GenBank genome assembly.